Humulus lupulus (European hop) is the source of this 785-nucleotide messenger RNA. RefSeq lists its product as uncharacterized. NCBI's taxonomy places the organism in Eukaryota, Viridiplantae, Streptophyta, Magnoliopsida, Rosales, Cannabaceae. The record is from RefSeq and is a predicted model, not a curated record. The transcript has a single exon. Bases 180 to 623 code for a protein of 147 amino acids.
CUAACUUUUUUUUUUUUUUAAAAUGGUAUUAAAUUACAUUAUAAUAAAAAUGAAAAAAAAAAGAAGAAUAAUAAUAAUACAUCACAUUAAUUCAUUUUCGGCGAUUCUCACCCCACUCACUCGCUCAACGUGUCCUACUUGUUCUAUUAGAUCUGCAUUUUCUGGGAAAAAUCCAAACAAUGGAGUCUCUGAUCUCUCAAUUUUGUCUUCUCUCGGACCAUGCUCUCCAGGACAAGAACUUCGACCCUUCCACCAUCGAAGACCUGAUGAAACUGUUCGAGGUGGAAGCGUACAAAUCGUGGGCGGCCUUGGAGCUGGAAAGCCAGCAGGAAGCGGAGGAGGCGGAGAUGGCGUUGGAAGAAGCGGAGGAGCAGCUCGAAUCGGCGAUGGAGGCGGCCAUGAACGAGUUCAGAAGAUUCGAGGAAGAAAUGGAGCGGAUGGCGGAGGAGGAGCUCCACAGCUUGGAGAGCAAAGCCGAAGGAGCUCGAAGGAUGGGGACGUUGAUGGAGAAAGCCGCCACCAUCGCUUCCAAGAGGUAUAUGGAGGCGGCUCUCAACGCAGCCACGGCUUCCAUGAAAUCGGCUUGGAAGGGAAUUUCUUCCAACAAAGUUCAUCCUUCUUGAUCUACUCGACCUGAUCUAAGAUCAUCUCUAUCUCUAUCUCUUUCUCUGUGUUGUACGUUAUUAUUAUUAUUUUGGUUGGUUUACUGAUUAAAACAAAAAAUCAAGAAAUUAUUCAAGUAUAAUUUCUCGAUUAAUAUUAUUAAUCAAAACUUUUGUGAUUAA